This is a messenger RNA of Fraxinus pennsylvanica, 513 nucleotides long. Lineage: Eukaryota; Viridiplantae; Streptophyta; Magnoliopsida; Lamiales; Oleaceae. The record is from the annotation of a GenBank genome assembly.
AUGACUCUUGGCUCUGCAGGAUCCAGUGUUGUGGUCCCUCGAAAUUUCAGAUUGCUGGAGGAACUGGAGCGUGGAGAAAAAGGAAUUGGAGAUGGUACUGUGAGCUAUGGAAUGGAUGAUGGAGAUGAUAUUUACAUGCGAUCCUGGACAGGCACCAUUAUAGGUCCUCAUAAUUCUGUACACGAAUCUCGCAUAUAUCAGUUGAAGCUAUUCUGCGACAAAGAUUAUCCAGAGAAACCUCCAAGUGUUCGCUUCCAUUCUCGGAUCAACAUGACUUGCGUUAACCGUGAAACCGGAGUGGUGGAAGCGAAGAAAUUUGCAGUUCUGGGAAACUGGCAGCGGGAGUACACCAUGGAACAUAUACUGGCGCAGCUGAAGAAAGAGAUGGCGGCUUCACACAACCGAUGGUGGUUAGCCGGUGGUUCCUGCGGUUUAGGUGGUGUCCCCUCCCUGCUCCGCCACCAUAUGGGGAAAUUAGAGGGAGAGGGAGAGGGAGUGUUUCUAACUAAUUAA